AGCAUGGAGAAAUAAACCUGUGUCUCCUCGGUCUCGAAGUCCGUGUCCAAAUCCAUGGGGGCUGCACAUGUAAUAAUAAUGUGACGCCAAUCUCGCUCUCCUCUCCUCUGCAUGUGCCUAGUCUCUCCCUCUUCUCUUCUCCUCUGACUCUUCGACUCCCUCAAAGCCAAAACCAAUCUCAUCGAUUUCUCUCUCUCUCUCUCUCUCUCUCUCUCUGGUCUUAGUCUCAGUCCAAGUUUCAGUCGCCGAGAAAAUCAAGGCGAAGAAGAAGAAGGAGGAGGAGACGAAGAUCUUCGUCGUCGCCAACUGAAAAGUCCUACAUCUCCGCCGAUCCGGAAUGAAAUCCUCCUCCGUCGCCGCCGCCGCCGCCAAGGCCACGCUUAAUCCGCUCAGUGUCGCCUACGAGAACAAGAGGGAUGCUUAUGGAUUUGCGGUGAGACCUCAGCAUGUGCAACGCUACCGAGAAUAUGCCAAUAUCUACAAGGAAGAAGAGGAAGAAAGAUCAGAAAGGUGGACCUCUUUUUUGCAACGGCAAGCAGAGUCUGCAAGAUUGCCCGUAAAUGGAUCAUCUAAUGCAGAAGAUAACAAGGCCUUGCAAGCUGAGAGGUCAGAGCAAGAACUAGAUUCCAGUUCAGAGAAGGGUGUUGAUGGCGAUGUUUUAGGUGACCAGAAGCCGGGUUCGAAUUCUCCAAUAAAAAAUGAUAGCGAAAUGGAGGAACUGGCAGCGAAGGAGACAAAAGCUCAUGGGAUCCAAAUAUGGAAUGAGAUUAGAUCAUCCCUUCACGAAAUUGAAGAAAUGAUGAGUAUUCGUGUAAAGAAGAAGAGCAAUUUAUCAAAGACAGAGCAGGACACGAGAAAUGGAAAGCCGGUUCAUCCUAUUGAAGAGUUUAGACCCCCAAAAGGAGCAUCUGAGGAGGACUCUGAGGACGAGUUCUACGACAUGGAGAGGUCAGACCAAGAUGCCCCUUCAAGUGACAGUAUAAAUGCCUCUGCAACAGGUGCUGCUUCUGACGUAGUCCCUUCAGAAUCCUUAUCUCCUUGGAAACAAGAGUUGGAGGUUCUUGUUCGUGGGGGAGUACCCAUGGCUCUGAGGGGAGAGCUUUGGCAAGCAUUUGUGGGUGUGAAGGUGCGGCAUGUUGAUAAUUAUUACCAGGAUCUGCUAGCUUCUGAAACUAAAGCUGGCAGUGAUGUGGAACAACAGAGCUUGGACUCAGACAUAAAUAGCAAGUUGUCAACAACUGAUUCUGCAUAUGUACCCGAAAAGUGGAAAGGACAGAUUGAGAAGGAUCUACCUCGUACAUUUCCAGGUCACCCUGCUCUAGAUGUGGAUGGUAGAAAUGCUUUGAGGCGGUUGCUUACCGCAUAUGCGCGACACAAUCCUUCUGUUGGGUACUGUCAGGCCAUGAAUUUCUUUGCUGGCUUGCUACUACUUCUCAUGCCCGAAGAAAAUGCUUUUUGGGCUUUGAUGGGAAUCCUAGAUGAUUAUUUUGAGGGCUAUUACUCUGAGGAAAUGAUAGAAUCUCAGGUGGAUCAACUUGUUUUUGAGGAGUUGGUGCAUGAGAGAUUUCCUAAAUUAGGUUUGUAUAUCGUUACUAUUCAAACAGUAUAUGCUUCUUUUUAUACAUAUUUUUUGGUUGGAUGGUCACAUGUCACCUUUAUUCAUAAUGCAGUCAAUCAUCUGGAUUACCUGGGAGUGCAAGUGGCAUGGGUGACUGGACCAUGGUUCCUUUCCAUUUUCAUGAAUAUGCUGCCAUGGGAAAGUGUUCUACGAGUCUGGGAUGUGCUUCUUUUUGAGGGGAACCGCGUGAUGCUAUUUAGGACCGCACUUGCUUUGAUGGAGUUAUAUGGCCCUGCACUGGUUACUACCAAGGAUGCUGGAGAUGCAGUCACUCUGCUGCAAUCGCUGGCUGGCUCCACAUUUGAUAGCAGUCAACUAGUAUUGACAGCUUGCAUGGGUUACCAAAAUGUAAAUGAAACUAGAUUACAAGAGUUGAGAAAUAAACAUCGGCCUGCUGUAAUUAAUGCUAUUGAGGAAAGAUCAAAGGGACUUCGGGCUUGGAAGGAUUCUCAGGGUCUAGCUUCUAAGCUAUACAAUUUUAAGCAAGAUCCUAAAUCAAUGAUAAUAGAAACGAAGAAAGCAGAAAGAAAUGGUGAUUUAUCACGUUCAGAGUCUGGGUCCACUAAUGCAGAUGAAAUUCUUAUUAGCUUGACUGGGGAUGGGGAGUUGGAUUCUGUUCCAGAUCUUCAAGAGCAGGUGGUGUGGUUGAAGGUUGAAUUAUGCAAGCUGCUGGAGGAUAAAAGAUCUGCUGAACUCAGGGCUGAGGAGCUGGAGACAGCAUUGAUGGAGAUGGUUAAGCAGGAUAAUCGUCGGCAAUUGCAUGCUAGGGUUGAGCAAUUAGAGCAAGAGGUCGCCGAUCUUCGCCGAGCCCUUUCUGAUAAGCAGGAACAGGAGAGUGUCAUGCUCCAGGUGUUGAUGCGAGUAGAGCAAGAGCAGAGAUUAACUGAAGAUGCGCGGAGAUUUUCUGAGCAAGAUGCAGCAGCACAGAGAUAUGCUGCUCAAGUGCUUCAGGAAAAGUAUGAAGAGGCCACUGCUUCCCUCGCGGAAAUGGAGAAGAGAGUUGUUAUGGCAGAAUCAAUGUUAGAGGCUACUUUACAGUACCAAACUGGUCAACAGAAAACACAACCUUCUCCACGAUCUUUAUCUUUAGAUUCUUCACCCAGAAGCAAUCAAGAGCCCACACAAGAGUUCCCUGCAAGAAAGAUUAGUUUGCUAUCUCGACCAUUUGGACUUGGUUGGCGCAAUCGCAGUGAGGGAAAAACUGCUUCCAGUGAGGGACAGAGUCCUACCACAGAAAGGAAAGAAACAAAUGCAGAACUUAAAGAGGCGAAUGACGGCAAGCAUAUCAGUGAAGGACAAAGUCCUACCGCAGAAUGCAAAGAGACAAAUGCAGAACUUAAAGAGACAAAUGGCAUUGAAGUACAAGAUAAAGUGUAGAACGGUGCAAGUUGUGUUGAUAUCCCUAUAGAUAUUCGCUGCCCCAAUAGUAAUACCAUCAUGUGGUAUUAGUUCGGUAGAUGUUACUUUCUGUGUAUGCCGGUCCAGGGUGCAAUAGUUUUGAUUUCCUCGUCUUUAAUUUGUCAAAGACAACCAAUUUUAUCCAUUCAUUGUUUGACUGUUCAUUAAGUAGUACUAGAGUUCAGGGGAAGAGUACAGAAAAUAUGGUAGUAUGGUUUACAUAGUUGUAUAAUCUUCAUCAAUCUGUUUGUAUGACACUUUUCUAAACGUACAGUUCUUAGUUACCUCUAAUGAGGGUCUCUUCCAGGUUGAUUUUCUAAUAAAAAAUUGUCAGUACUUGGUUCA
Molecule: messenger RNA, 3361 nt
Organism: Rosa rugosa (rugosa rose)
Lineage: Eukaryota; Viridiplantae; Streptophyta; Magnoliopsida; Rosales; Rosaceae
Exons: 17
Coding region: 338-2995 (885 amino acids)
Source: RefSeq, a predicted model, not a curated record